This is a messenger RNA of Trematosphaeria pertusa, 434 nucleotides long. RefSeq lists its product as uncharacterized. Lineage: Eukaryota; Fungi; Ascomycota; Dothideomycetes; Pleosporales; Trematosphaeriaceae. The coding region runs from base 90 to 314 and encodes 74 amino acids. The transcript has a single exon. The record is from RefSeq and is a predicted model, not a curated record.
CGAAACAUAUUAUUAUACGGAGUUGCAUUUGGAAACUCGGUUUUUCUUCGGGGGGGUUAUGAUGACCUAGUCCUCCUGUGUGGGAUGGGAUGGGACGGAACGGAACGGCUGGAGUGUCCGGCUGGACGCAUUUUAGGCGUUUUCUGGUUUUCUUUGUUCGAUUCGCACAGGCCCCUAUACCCUGUUCAUGUGGCCGCGACUUUGGUAUGGUAUACGCAAUGGAUCACCUAUCUAUCGUUAUUUCAUUUGAAAAAGUGUCUGUGGUGAUUGGAGAUCUGGCUGAUGGAUUCUUGACAGCACGGAUUUACGUGUGAAAAGAGAGGUGGAUAUGGCUAGUAAGUGCAGGACUGGCGAGUAUGAAUCUAUCUAUCUAAAAGAGUAAUAUAAUAUAACUUGAGAAGUUUGAAAUAGGGGUAUGAAAAGACGGAAAGCUG